AGGCUGCGGGGGGAGGAGCGGCCAGUGUGGCGCAGAGGCCGCUGUGAGGAGGCUGUGAGGUGUGCUGUGAGGGUGUGGAGCUGUGUGCUGGUGUACCCCUGUGGCUCUACACACUCCCACCACCUGAGGACCUGCACCUUGUGCUGUGUGUUGUGUAGAGGGUGAGAGAGAGGCGGGACACCCUAUGUAAUUACUGACUCACCAGCCGGAUGGGCGAGUGAUGGAUGCAGGUGCACUGUGCUGGUGCUCCUCUGCCUGCUGACGCUGCCCCAGCCUGCUGCUCAGCCCCAGCCUGCUCAGCCCCUGUCUGCUGAGCACCAGCCUGACGCUCAGUGAAGACGACCAUAGUGGUCACUAAGGACCAGCCGGACGCCCCCAUAAGCCAGCACACUCACACACUCGGGGCCAGGUAUGGCCAGGUGGCCCCUGGGGUCCCCGGUGAGCUGGUGGGAGCACACGGGCCCCCGCCUCGGGCCCUCACUCCCACUACUCUCGUGUUGAGGGAGAGACAAGUGUGUGUGUGUGUGCUCAUGUAGUGUGAAGGUGGGUAAUGUUAGUGAGCACCAGCUCACAUUGCUCACACGUCACACUACUCACACUCCCGGACACUAUACUAUUUCAGUCUUUUACUCCUCAAGUAGAACUCUACUACUACUCCUCCUCAAGUAGAAGAACUCUACUACUUCUACUCCCCAAGUAGAAGAACUCUACUACUUCUUCUACUCCCAAGUAGAAGAACUCUACUACUACUUCUACCAAGUUCUACUCCCACCAUCAUCCACAGAUAAAUCUAUUAUUUUAUAACACUGUUGGCAUAUGGGCAGCUUGAAUUUUUGAAAAUGAAUGUGAGCGGCUUGGGAAAUGAGGGUGGAGGUGUGAACGCCUCUGCCUCGUCCAUCUUGGAGUACAGUGAUGGACAGAUCUCAGAGGUGGCCUUCUCCAAUCUCUAUCCAGCUGUUAUUGAGUGUUUUCUCAUUAUCCUCUGUGGGUACGUGGCAGGUCGCUGCAAUCUCAUAUCGCAGAUUGAGUCCAAGGGUCUCAACACAUUCGUGGGGACGUUCUCACUCCCAGCCUUAAUAUUCAUGUCCAUGGCACAAUUAGAUUUCAGUGCAGUCAAUUGGAUGUUCUUGUUGGCAAUCUGCAUUUCUAAAGCGACUGUGUUCUUCCUGGUGAUCCUGGUAACUCUGUUUGCUUACCGACCUGUUGAUUUUGGUAAAGCUGGACUGUUUGCCAUCUUCUGUACACAGAGCAAUGACUUCGCUCUUGGCUACCCCAUCAUUGCUGCACUCUACGGCAACACUCACCCCGAGUUUGCCUUGUAUCUGUACCUGGUCGCCCCAAUCUCCCUGGUCAUGUUAAACCCCAUCGGCUUCAUUCUCAUGGAGAUUGGGAAGCGUCGCAGAAAUAACCAGGACAGAGAUGAAGGCUCCGUCUCGGUGACCAAGGAGAGUAGGUGCAGUUUGGUGCUUCAGAUCCUUCGUGAUGUUCUACUGAAUCCCAUAGUACUUAUGACGACCCUGGGCAUUAUUGGGAAUUUUAUUUUUAACCACAAGCUACCAAAUAUCUUGGAAGGAAUUUUAAAGGUUUUUGGCCAAGCCUUUUCUGCAGCAGCACUCUUCCUCCUGGGCCUCCGCAUGGUCGGCAAAGUUCAAACUCUUAGGGGAUCUGGUCUCGUUAUUCCAGGAAUCCUCAUCGCUACCAAAACGCUGCUUCUGCCACUUACCACACGCCUGAUUGUUGGUCUCCUCCACCCUGGUAAAGAUGCCAACGAGACAGCCGACUACAGCAACUAUGGCUUCCUCUAUGGCACUUUCCCCACAGCUCCAGGAGUCUUCGUGUUUGCUUCCCAGUAUAAUGUUGCAGUUGACCUCAUAGCAAGUUCAAUGGUGGCAUGCACAUUCUUGUCAGCUCCCUUGAUGUUUGUCUCAGCCAAGAUGGUGACCCUGGUGAAGAUCAACCCUAUGGACUAUGUCAAGGAGCUUGAAACUGCUCUCUUCAAUGUCAGCAUCAUUGGACUUAUCUGUACGAUAUGGGUUUUAGCAGUGUUCAUCUUAAGCCGAAAAUGGAGGAAAGUUCCUCAUUUCAUCACUAUGUGCUUGGCUCUGUCUCAAGCUGUUGCUUGUGUUGGAGCACUUUUGUGGUCUGUGUUGGACUGCACUCACACUUGGAAGUUAUACCUACAGUUUGUGCUUUUCUCGUGGGGGGUGUUUUCUUCACGGCUCUGGACGGCUAUACUAGCCAUCACCCUCUUCCUCCUGCGCUGGCGGUCCCUCUGCUUUGUUCUGCGGCUUCGUCCUUUCCUGGCAAUCGUUGGUUGGGGGCUGCCAGCAAUCUUGGUGACCGUACUCAUUCUCAUGGUCCAGCAAGAAACAGAAGUAGCAGACAAGCAUGACCCGAAUUUUCAGUAUGGUUCCGCUCAAGCCAUUGUUGCUUUGCUGUUGCUCUGGUUCAGCCUUAUCACUACCAUAGUGUGCUUGAUUUUCCACCAGCGACAUGAACGACGCUAUGCACAGUACGAGUCACUACUCAACUUGGAUGACUCUGACGACCCCAGGUCUCGUACUCCAAGAGGGUCUCCACGCACGUCCACAGUAGAUGCUCCAAAAUUAAAUAUCAAUGGCGUCACAAGCAGCACUUCCACUGAUGUCGAGGACAGGACACGAGAUCCAGAGACUGGUGUCGAUGACAACAUUUCAUCUGAUAGCGAUAGCUUAUUUAGUCCACACGAUGAACUCGGUAGAGGCAACCGAUUCCGUCCUGAAUCGCGCAGUAGAGAUGAUUACUCUGAUGGUGACCAACGAAACUUGUUGGUAUCACAGCUCACGGAGCCAGAAGAGACCACCAUUGUCAGAGAUCGAGAUGAUGAGUUCCAGAUGAUGAGACAUGUUGUUCUACUGCUUUUCCUCUGUGGAUCUAUGAUUGUGGGAUUUGCCUUGUGCAUGUGGACGUUGGUGACGGAGGAGGUGAAUGGCGUGUACGUUGAACUGGUGUUCCUCGACAUUGUUCUUAACUUUGGCCAAGGGUUCUUCACUGCUGCAAUCUUUGGCUUGGACACAAAGCUCAUCAUGAUGCCACUAUUAAAAUGGUGGCGAAAAAUGUGUCAUGGUGCAGCAGCACUUAAGCUUCCUGCGUGGGAUGAUCUUGAUCCCAAGACUCGACAAACAUGCGAGCAGUUUACGAACUACCACAUGGACAAGUGUAUGAGGGACAUUGUCAGGGAUAGAAGAUGGAGAUUAAAGAAUCUGGCGGCUGUGUUUGGAGGAAAGGAGCUUGUUGACUGGCUGCUAAUGGUGGGACUCGCACACGACCGAACUGAUGCUGUGAAGUAUGGCCGGCAGCUGCUCCAGGGCGGCAUUAUCCGUCACAUUGACAACCUCCAUCACUUUCACGAUCAAGCACUCUUUUACACAUUCAGGUUUAAUGAAGGUGCUAUACAUUGAUGGCACCAAGUGUUACACACACCUGCCAACACAAUUUUAUUGAAAGGGCAAAAAUAAGACAUAUACAUAUAACAUUGUAUGGUUUGUGUUAUAUAUAUAUUUUUUUUUUAAGGAACCAUCACCAUAGAUGAGACGUGUAAUACACAUUAUUUUUAAUAAUUUAUUUUACUAGGGCAUUUAAAAAAUGUAACCAAAAAGAGUCGGGUUUGGUCAUACAUAUAAAUCUAUUUUUAUGAAAUUAAAUUAUGGAAUUUCUAAUUGGUAAUAUAGGUAGAGAAAAUCAGUCUUGAAUUAUAUAUUAAUAUGAUCGUAUGUUGUAGUUAAAACUGACCCUUUCACUCUGUGGAAUGUACAGUACCCGGUAUUUGUAAAUAUUCUUUACCACUCUGGACAAUAGUAGAAUGUUUAUGUACAGAACAAGUUUUUGUUGCAUCUUCAGCAACACUUGAAUAUCUAGCAAGAUGUAGACAGGUUCUCUGGGCAGCCAUUAAAAGUGGGAUGUGUCCUAAGGCAAGUACAACAAUAGAUUCAAAUACAUUUUCCAACUGGGAAAUACACUCUAGGACAUUCAGAUAGUGAUUUAGAUGCAGAUUUAAUCUCUUGGAUUAGAAUGUAUUUUACUUCAGUUUGUGCACAAAUCAUUGACUAUAGAGAGGGAGUCGGUUUCUUUAAUGCAAAUGCAACCAGUGAGAGUAUCAGUUUGAAGAUGAUGUAGAUUAUAAUGGUUCUUUCGUGGUACUGUAUUUAGUCGAAUCAGUAUUUGGUAAAACCAAAGUUCACAUUUUUAAUGUCUGGAUCUAUUCCACCCAUGGGAGGUGUAUACUAAAGGCCACACAGUGAGAGGGUUAGCUUUUAGUAAGAUUCUUUAUGCAUGCAUCCUUGAAUGUGGGAAACAGGGCAUAUAGAAUGUGAUAAUGCAUGGUAGAAAUGACAAUUGGUGUAUUUAUACAUUUCCACAGAAGUCUUGUGAACUAAACAGUGUCAGCAUGAUUAGGCGUUGAAAAAGUUGUUCCAUAAGUAUUUGUAAGCGUUUUUUUUUAAUGAGCAGUCUUGCAACCUAUGAAAACGACAGGAUUAUAAUUUUUCCCAUUUAAAUUUUGUUUGUUUUUUAAUUCUGGUUUUAGUUUAGGCAGUUACAGAAAGGAUAUAUUCCACAUUAAUAACACCUAACUUAAGAUGUCACAGUCUUCAGCUUGCUUUGAAAAUACUGUUACCUUACCUUGAGGUUACCUUGAGGUGCUUCCGGGGCUUAACGUCCCCGUGGCCCGGUCGUCGACCAGGCUUCCUGGUUGCCGGACUGAUCAACCAGGCUGUUGGACGCGGCUGCUCGCAGCCUGACGUAUGAGUCACAGCCUGGUUGAUCAGGUAUCCUUUGGAGGUGCUUAUCCAGUUCUCUCUUGAACACUGUGAGGGGUCGGCCAGUUAUGCCCCUUAUGUGUAGUUAUACUGAGAAUCCAGAAAUUUAUAAUGGCUAGAGAUUCUUUCCAAACACAUUAGCAGCAUGGGAUGGGAUGUCUUGGCCACAGCUGAGCAUGUUAUGCAGUGUUGAGUAGAGCAAGUUGGUACUUGAACAGUCUGCUGCAAGUGUAGUUUUUAAUACUACUUUUAGGAUCUUGAGAUAUAUUGCAGAAAAUUACUUGCUUGUUUAAGCUUCUGAUGAAAUAAACAUGAAAUUAUCCAUAUUCUAAGCUGCUUUUACAAAUUUGUCAUGUCCAAAUAACACUACAGGAUUGUCACAACUGUUGCCCAGUGUACUGCACUAUAGUAAUCAUAAAUUAUACAAUAGUAAUAAACUAUAUGCAUGGCUAAAAGAAGCCUUGUGGUAUUGGUUUUUGGUGUACAGGUAUUCUGAUCCAACUUCAACCCAGCUAUAAAUGCUUUCUCAUUGCCUCAGUGUAUCAUAGGGGCAUUACUGUUGAGUAUGCACGCACGUCAAGGUUACAUUGUUGCUCAACUUGUUUGGAUAAACCAGAACUGCCUUGUGUCCCUAGGACUGCCUGGGAGUGUGUGGAGAGAUGUUUGGAGUGCCAUAAGUAAUCUGUUGUAGCAAGAUAAUUCCUUGCUGCACACUUAAUAAUCUUUACAGACUUCCAUUUUAAAAGAAUAACAUGAUAUUCGUAUGUUACACACUCGGACCUUGACAAAGCACUCGGAAGAGUGCGAAAGACGGUGUAAAUUCCUUGCACAAAUACACAAGUGUGGGUUUUAUCCUGUAACACAAGUACUCCAUGCAACCAAUUACUAACCACAAGAAAGGUGAUUGUUAAAGAAAAUAUGUAAAGAACAAAUCUGUAAAUUGUUUGCUCAUGUAAUUAAUGUAUGCCAUUGGGUCAGAACCUUUUCAGUAUUACCAGUAGUAUUUACUUGCAUAAUUUAUGCAGCAUGGAUCCCACGAUUAUUAAUUAGUUUCCAAUAGACGAGCUUGAUUAAAUCACAAAUAUGUGCAUAAGUAAUAGACAUUUAGAAGGAAUUGCAAGCAUUGUUAGGAAUUCAGUAACCUGUGCAUUGUGGUCAGUAGACCUUAAUUACAAAAACCUAAAAAUGAAAUAUGAAGUGAUAACAUGGAAUGAAAUAUCUUUGAAAGAGGUAUGUACCGAGGGGCAGAUCAAUUAUGGUGCUAAGGUUGGGUUGAAAGAUUAAUGUAUAUUCUCUUCAGUAGGUAAAACCCAAAUAGAGGCUGUAGUUUAAAUACAUUUAAAGGUGCAAAGAUUAGGUUGUGAAAUAAAAGGUUUGCAAAAGCUGCCAUAAUGUAUUGUGACAGGUAGUUAAUAGUCAAAUAUAUUUAGUGAUCAAUAGGAAACCAAAGUUUUACUGUAUUUUUUAAUAAACAGCUGUAGAUGUAUUAAUCUAUUGCAGUAUAGUAACUUGUUCUUUGUUGGUUGCAUGUUUAAGUAAAUGCUAAUUUGUGUAAAGAAGGAAAAUGUCUACAUUAUGAGUGAAUGUGAUGAAACCUGCUGAUAUUUAUUACUCUAAAAUACAAAAUAAAAUCUGAUUAACAAUGAAAUAAGUAUUUAAAAUGUGCAGAUGAGUCGGUAACGUGGCUGAAGAUGUCAUGUCCAAAACUCUCAUCAGAAACGCCGUUUGUCUGUCCUGGACCGUUAUCACAUCACGAACGCUACUUGAUAAUGGUCCACGACACACUGAAACUACACUGUUUUAUCAAUUUUUUCAUGUGUGGUUUGGAUAUCAUACUUCAAAUGUGUACAAGCUAGUGAAAAUGUGUUUUUUUUUUUUUUUAAUACACAAAUGUCUUCAUACUCAAAAUACAGUUUAGAGCUUACAGUACAUAGAUAUUGAGAAACAUUUAUGAAAUAAGAUGAAUGGGUGCAUACAUACAGGAAUGUAAGAUAGCAGGUGUGCAUUUGAGAAUGGGCAUAUGUGUAAACAUAUUAUUUAUAUAUUUAGUGUUAUAAACAUGUGGAUCAUGUUACACACCUAGUCACUAGUGUGCGAUAUUGCCGAAUGUUACAAUGUAGUCCUUGUGAAAAUGUAUUGCAAGUAAUUUAUUAUUCAAUAAAGUCUGCUAAAAUCA
Procambarus clarkii (red swamp crayfish) is the source of this 6972-nucleotide messenger RNA. It is a transcript of the gene anchor, whose product is annotated as integral membrane protein GPR155 homolog anchor. Gene Ontology annotation, molecular function: transmembrane signaling receptor activity. Gene Ontology annotation, biological process: transmembrane transport; cell surface receptor signaling pathway; negative regulation of BMP signaling pathway. Gene Ontology annotation, cellular component: membrane. The record is from RefSeq and is a predicted model, not a curated record. NCBI's taxonomy places the organism in Eukaryota, Metazoa, Arthropoda, Malacostraca, Decapoda, Cambaridae.